Zasmidium cellare ATCC 36951 is the source of this 465-nucleotide messenger RNA. RefSeq lists its product as uncharacterized. Bases 1 to 465 code for a protein of 154 amino acids. The transcript has a single exon. NCBI's taxonomy places the organism in Eukaryota, Fungi, Ascomycota, Dothideomycetes, Mycosphaerellales, Mycosphaerellaceae. The record is from RefSeq and is a predicted model, not a curated record.
AUGACCGAGAACACCACUCCAAGCACCGCAGCUUCCCAAACACCUGACGACAUCGGAGAGGAGCUCAAAUGCCUCGCCCUCGAAUGGCCGAUCAUUCUCAACGAGCGCGACGCAGACUUCGCCAGCCCGCGCGGCCAGGCCAUCAGAGCCACGAUAGCGCCUGAAUUCACCGCGGUUCUCGAUUCGUACCCGUCGAAGAUGACCUGGGCAGAAUUGCUCCAAGUCUGGGCGCAAGAGCAUGUAGAUUAUCCGAAUUGUCGGUUAGAGGCGACGGGGUGUCAGGCAUAUGUUGAUGUGAAGAAGGGGACGGCGAAGGUGUAUAUGGAGUUGAAUAUGAAGUUUGUUGAGAGGAUUGAUUUGAAGGCUUUGACGGAGUUGAGGUGGAUGCGGUAUGAGGAUGGGAGGUGGUUGGUGAGAGGUUUUUACUUGAUGAGGGGCCAUAGUGGGAGCACGGGAUUCGUAUGA